Telopea speciosissima is the source of this 2462-nucleotide messenger RNA. RefSeq names its product cation/H(+) antiporter 1. Gene Ontology annotation, molecular function: antiporter activity. The coding region runs from base 5 to 2449 and encodes 814 amino acids. Gene Ontology annotation, cellular component: endomembrane system; membrane. The transcript is spliced from 3 exons. NCBI's taxonomy places the organism in Eukaryota, Viridiplantae, Streptophyta, Magnoliopsida, Proteales, Proteaceae. Gene Ontology annotation, biological process: proton transmembrane transport; regulation of pH. The record is from RefSeq and is a predicted model, not a curated record.
GGAAAUGGUGACCGCCCCAUCACAUGCAGCAGAGUGCCAUGGGGCUGAGCUAUCUUACUUAUUCAUUUUGGCGUCCGUGCUUAUCUGCAUUCUUCUUCUGUCCUAUUUCUUUCAAUUCUUCCUCAAACCCCUUGGCCAGCCUGGACCCAUCGCUCAAAUACUUGCCGGGCUGGUGCUAGGCUGGUCAGGAUUGAACCAGAUCCAAUAUGUAAGAGGAUCAAUGUUCCCGUAUCUGGCGGAGGUUCAAUACAGGGAUUUGUCAAUCUUAAGCCGUACCAUCUUCAUGUUCCUUAUCGGCCUCGAGAUGGAUGUUCCUUACACACUGCGUUCUCUAAGGCUAUCAUCGACCGUCGCAUUUUGUGGGACCUUACUCUGCAGCAUCCUGACCGUCCCCGUCUCUCAACUCAUAUAUCCUUACUACAUCCACGCCAACCACAACCUAGACAACAGGUCCAACUUCACUCUCACUCUCAUGCUCCUCGCCGCUAGUGCCUCCUCCCCACUCGCCAUCAAGAUCGCUGACGAGAUGAAGCUCUCCACAUCCGAUGUUGGCCGCCUUGCCAUCACUACCUCACUGUUGAACUACAUUUCUUGUUUGUCUUGGGCGGCAUUAAGGAUUACGCUAUGGAGAAUGGGAAUCAUGGGGGUUUGGAAGGGCUUCGUCGGUGCUGCGUUUUGCUUGGCCCUCCUCGUUGUGGCCAUCUUGCUGAACAAGGCCCUGGUCAGGUGGUUGAACCGGAGGCACCUGCACCUUCAAUACCUCAAGAAUAUGGAGGUAGUUUACAUCUUGGUGGUCCUUAUUGGCAUGGCCGUGUUCUUGGAAUGGAUGGAUUACGUUGCUGAUGCGGCUUGCUUCUUCCUUGGGGUAAUGUUCCCUAGGGAAGGGAAAGCCGCCAGAACUGUGAUUCAUAAAUUAGGGUUUCCCGUCUACAAUAUCAUAUUCCCGUUGUAUUUUGGGUACAUGGGGUUUCAGGCCGAUUUAACUCGGCUGAAACACUUGCCUGACUUCAUCAUGGUCCUCAUCCUCCUCUCCUUGAACAUCGUCGGCAAGAUGGGCGGAACCCUAAUUGCAGCUUGUCAUUUCUUCAAGAUCCCAUUCAACGAGGGCCUUCUGCUCGCCUUCUUGCUCAGCUUAAAUGGAAAUCUUGAACUUUUACUCCUCAACUCGAAAUUCAAUAAGAAAGUAAGUUUUUCUCAUUUUCUCUUCAACUCAAUUCAAUUCCUCCAGAAAUGGAACGCAGCGUUUUCAAAUGCGCUAAAGGUGACGAUGGUGAUCAAUACGCUAUUAGUCGGUCCCACCUUGGCUUUCCUGGUGAGGAGAGAAAGAAGAGCAACGACAUUCAAGCAUGUGGGAUUAGAGUGGCAGAAACCAUACAGCGAGCUCCGAAUCCUGGCCUGCGUUCAUGGUCCUCGUCAUGUAUCCACCAUGGCUUGGAUCAUCGCUGCGUCAAUUGGGCCCAACAACGCUAUUACCCCUUACUUGAUGCACCUAGUUGAGCUCACCGGCAGGAACAAAGCGUACGUGUUGUAUCACACUCGAGAUGAGAGCGACGCUGGCAACGACGAUCAUUACGGUGGUAACGAUGCGGUGGAGAUCAGUCACAACAUCGAUACCUUCACAGCGGAGAUGGGCAUCACAGUCCACUUGGUCACGGCGGUGUCACCCUACGACACAAUGCACGAGGACGUGUGUUUGGGUGCAGAGGAUUUGCAUGCUUCCAUAAUACUCCUCCCUUUCCACAAAUACCAGCAGGUGGAUGGGAAAAUGGAGAUCGACAAGGAAGGGAUCAGGACCACCAACCAGAAGGUGCUCCGUCACGCCCCGUGCUCCGUGGGAAUCCUCGUGGACAGGGGUCUCUACGUGGCAACAGCUGGGCCCAACAUGGAGGGUACCAAAAGGCAACACAUUGCCGGUUUGUUCUUCGGUGGGCCCGACGAUCGAGAGGCCUUGAUCUACAGCGGACGGAUCGCCACGCAUCCCCAGGUAGACCUCACCGUCUUCAGAUUUCGGCUCACCGACAGGAAAAACCAAUUGCAGACACAGAGCCAGAUUUUAUCCAGCUUCAGCAGCAACACCGAAGGGGAAGUCGUAAUGUCGAUUCCAAUCCAAGAGACCGAGAACGACGCAGACCAGGCUUUCCUCUCCUCUUUCUACAAGAGGUACGUGACGACGGGAGAAGUGGAGUAUGUAGAGAAGUAUGUGGGAAACGCGCAAGAGACAGUAGCGACUCUAAGCGCCAUGGCGGACAUGUUCGCUCUUUUCAUAGUAGGGAAAGGAAGGAGAGGGCUCUGCCCAUUAACCGCAGGAUUGAGCGAGUGGGAAGAGUGCCCGGAGCUUGGGGAGAUUGGGAAUCUAUUGGCUUCUGCGGAUUUUUCAGUUACCGGUUCCAUUUUGGUCAUCCAACAGCACAGAGAACCCAGGAAAGACGAAGAGUUCACCAUAAGCUAAGCUACCAUCUCUU